This is a messenger RNA of Physella acuta, 3467 nucleotides long. RefSeq names its product putative ankyrin repeat protein RF_0381. Gene Ontology annotation, molecular function: protein binding. The record is from RefSeq and is a predicted model, not a curated record. NCBI's taxonomy places the organism in Eukaryota, Metazoa, Mollusca, Gastropoda, Physidae.
AGAUCUAAAUCUAGUAGUCGACAGUUAAUUUCCUAAGACAUUGCUUUUUAAUGUUAUUACAAAAAGUGCAUGUAGAAUCAUCUAAUCUAGUUACCAUUCACGUUGUAAUGGUAGAUUUCUAGUUUUGCACGCAAGUUUUAUUAUUAAGGAAGCUCACAACCGAUGGUGCAAUUUGAAGAGUAGUCUAACCGCUGAAAGAUUAAGGAAUUUCCAAUGGAUCCUGAAUUAUUAAAACGCUAUAAAACUACUGAACCGAGAGGGCGCGGCCGCAAUAGAGGGAGGGUAUUUUCUAAUGACAGGCCAUAUUUGUACAGGACUCCAACUGAGAGAACAAUGUAUUUUACUGCAAAAAAUUCUCCGAAACCUAAUAAAGGGAAGGGACAGGCCAGUGUGAUGAAGGUGUCCCUGCCCGAUACUCCCCUUCUAGAACCACCUACGCUAGCUCAAGCUGGUGUUAAUGUUCCUAACAAAGAUGAAGAACUUAUUGCUGCAGUAGUGAGUGGUCCUAUCAACACUUUCAUAACCACUUUAAAUCGUUUGAUAAAAGAGAAUGCUCUAAGCCAAGCUGGACUUGACUUGGCCUUGGUUGAAGCAAUAAAACGUGGCAGUAAACUGAUUAUGCACCAGCUUUUUCAUGCUGGUGCUAAAGCUUUUGGAAGAGAUGAAAAAGGCAACACAGCUCUUAUGAUUGCUGCAGAAAAUGGUUACUUAGAUAUGGCCAGAUUUUUGUUAAAGAAAGGGUCCAAGGUAAAUGCUGCUAAUGACUCAGGUGAGACUGCUUUAAUAUUGGCCGUUAGACUUUCAGGAUGCUCUGAUAUGAUUUCUCUGCUGUUAUCUUAUAAAGCGGAUGUCAAUCGGCAAACAAAACAAGCUCAGACCGCAAUAUUUGAAGCCUUAGAAAACAGAGAUUUGGAUGCAAUAAAAAUUCUACUGGACGCCGGGGCCUUGAUGGAUAAAAUAAAAAACAAAUCUUCAGAAACUGGACUUGACAUAGCCAGACGCCUAGACUUGGAUUACAUAGUCCACCUUUUUAUGAAAGAGGAGAAAGGUGGCAAGGGGAAGAAAAAUGUGCCUAAAGGCACAGCUCUAAUGAAAGCCGCAACCAGCUGUAAUGUGGCUGCUGUGCGUUUACUUUUGGACUGUAGAUUCAUAGAUAUUAAUAAAUCAAGUCAGACAGGAACAGCAUUGACCCAGGUGGUUAGAGCUAUGUGUGGAAAGUCUAAAUCACGGGAUGUAAAUGAAAAGAGAAUGCAAAUUGUUAAACUCCUGCUGCAGAAUGGUGCCCGCAUUGAUGAACCAAAGUCAGUUGAUGGCAACUCACUUAUUUUGGCCACCAAAGCUGGUCUCUGUGAUGUUGUUCAGCUGCUGUGUGCUGAUAAAUCUAAGCUAAACAGCAUUGCCUCAAACCGAACUGCUUUGAUGGUUGCUGUGGAAACCGGUCGUGUUGACCUUGUUAAUAUUUUAUUGGAUGCUGGUGCUGACUUAAAGAUCAAGAACAGCAAUCGUGAAGAUGCUCUGCUAAUAGCUUUCAAGUAUGGUACGUUGGAGUGCGCUAAAGUUCUCUUGCAGAGGAAUGCGGAACUUGACGGGCUUGAAGCUGCUAGACUAGCUGUGGAAAACAAACAGAAGGAAUCCUUGCUGUACCUUGCCAAUAAUUAUGACAUUGAUGUGAACAAGAUUAAUUUGCUGCACAAGGCAUUGGUGUUUGAAAGUGAAGAUGUUGUGAAUGUGCUAAUCAAAAUGGGAGCUGAUGUUAACAAACUAAACGACAACCAGACGACGCCUCUUAUGCUAGCGUGCAAUAGAGGAGUCUCAUUCGUACAGAUUCUUCUCAACCACGGGGCUGAUGUCAAUUUGGGGAAUGAUGUAAAUGGAACUCCAUUAAUUCGUGCUGUGUCUUCUUCCGUAGAAGUGGCAGAACUGCUUAUUCAAAAAGGUGCUGAUGUAAAUAAAACUACGGUCACUGGAGAAACUGCUUUAAUGCAGGCAUGUGAGGGGUGCGGACAGAAAAGCCUGGACAUGAUUGAGUUGUUGUUGGAAUCCAAAGCUGAUGUCAACAUGCAGUCUGAAUCAGGUGAGACGGCGCUGCAUGCUGCAGUGAGUGCCCAAAGCACUGAAAGUGUUCAGCUGUUGUUACGAAAUGGGGCGGACGUUAACCUGAAAUCCAAACUAGGCGAGACGCCAUUGCUCCUGGCUGCAGAAAGUGGGAAUGUUGGGAUAAUCAAACUGCUGAUCACUGCCGGCGCAGAUGUGAACGUUGAGGACUCGUUUGGCUGUAAUGCCCUUUUGCGCGCUUUGAGGAGUCAUUCUCCAGAUACAGCCAUUAAUUCUGAACUCAUAAACUUACUUGCGUUCAGCAGAGAGCAUAUCAACAAACAAAACUUGACUGGUUACACACCAUUAAUGCUAGCCACAGAGAAAGGUAACUACGCUGCUGUUAAGUCUCUAUUAGAUUUGGAUGCUGAUGUCAAUAUUGUUAAUUCAACAUCUGCGUUUAGUACUAUAACUGCGUUGUCUAUACUGCUAGAAAAAUCAACUGUUUAUAGAAAAAGUGACAUUCUCUGCCUGGAGGAACUGUUGAAGCGUAGUGCUAUGUCCAGCUUACCCCAUCAUUGUAAAUCUAUACUCCACAAAAUGAUUGUGUUAGAUAAUAGAAAACUAAUACAGUUGCUGGUCACUAAUGGCAUGGCCCCUUGCAACAUUGACCUCCGGCCUUUAACCUUCAGGUUUGUCCCCUAUCUUCAGAUGCAGAUGCUGCGCUACAACAUGUCAGAGGCCUCGCCCCUCAGUGCUGCCUUAACUUCUGGCAACCCUGCUGUAGCCAAGUACCUGGCCAGGAACUUGUUUCUCUGUCCUUCAGAUUUAGGAGGCUUUGCCACACGUAACAGAUUAAGGGAUUAUCUAGAAACUAUGGCAAUGAAUGAAUGUGUAGAGUUUGUGGAUGAAUUCACCAGCCAGCCAAUGUCACUCGUCAAAAUGUGUCUUGUCACCGUCUCGGCAGCGCUUGGCCCACCACCGGGUAGAAAGGCCAGGGUUGAGAGUUUACCUUUACCUAACAUUAUGAAAGACAAGUUGUUAUUCAAACACGAAGAGGUGUCCAUGGACUUUGUCAAAGAGGAGUUAGAUGGUGAGGAAUUGAAUUCAGCAACGUAUGAUAUUAGUGAUGAUGAUGAGUUUGAUGAUGAUAUUGAUGAUCCGUCAGAUUUUGUGUUAGGUUUAGAUGACCCCAUGCAUUUCUUUUAUGAAUCUGAUUCAGACAAAUAUCUCUUUUACGGAAGUGGCGGAAGCAUGUAUGAAAGUGAUGACGCCUACAUGUUUUUAUAGUAUGUUUUUUUAAAAGCGUUCAAUGAUUUAUUUGUAGACACCUUAAUUAAUUUACUGUUGAUCUUUAUUUUGAAGUAUUAGACAUUGUAAUUUUUAAAAAAAUGUUAUUUUCAGUGAAAAUGUAAAAGUUAUAGUUUUUCAAA